Messenger RNA from Entamoeba invadens IP1, 1239 nucleotides. Its product is annotated as protein serine/threonine kinase, putative. The transcript is spliced from 3 exons. The record is from RefSeq and is a predicted model, not a curated record. NCBI's taxonomy places the organism in Eukaryota, Evosea, Mastigamoebida, Endamoebidae. The annotation marks the transcript as partial. Gene Ontology annotation, biological process: protein phosphorylation. Gene Ontology annotation, molecular function: ATP binding; protein kinase activity.
AAUGGUUGUAUCUCACAAAUAUCAAAAUGCAAAGAAAUCAACAAUUCAAAGUGUUCAAAGUGUUCAUUCUGGUACUCUCCAAUCAAAUAUGGCACGUUGUGUGAGUCACGUGCUGUUUGGUCGGUCAUAAUUGUUGCAUUUUUUGUUUGUUCUUAUUGUUUUGAUAGUAUUAUUGUAUCACUUGUCGUUGUAACCAAAAACAUUUUCAACAAACUCCACACACACAAAAUUGUAAAGACAACAACACUCUUUGCAAUGAAUAUAUCCAACAUUAACUUUGUUUCUUUCCAAAGCGGUGUUUGUGUUUCUUCAACUGUGAUAGACUUGAAUUCAGACACUGAGCAGAUUGAAGUCAACAAAGAGACUAGUCAAGUGUUGUGUGUAGGUAACACAAACAAAAACUCCACUAAAAAACAGUUUACAAUUUCAUCAAACAUCACAAAGUUUACAAUUCGUGUUGAUCCAGAAGUUGUCACACUCAAAUAUGACUUUGCAUGUGAGUUCUCUGUUUUUGUCACGCCGUUGUGUUCUUGCAACAUCGACAACAAUAUCCAACUUAUUUCUAAAAACCUUAAAAUAAACAAAGAGAAAUACAACGAAAUUAUAUUUGUUGGUGUGACACAACAAUCAACGCGAAUUGAUUACAAUGAAUUGAGUGUUGAAAAGAAACUUAAUGAAGGCUCGUUUGGUGUUGUCUACAAAGGAGAAUUCAGAAGAAAUGUCGUUGCAAUCAAAAAAGUGAAAAUUUUGAGAAUGAAGUGUCAAUGCUUGACAAGUUCAAGUGUGAGUAUAUUGUUCAUUUUCAUGGAGCUGUUUUUAUAUCAAAUAAUGUGUAAUAUAUCAUAUUUACACAAAAAUGAGAUAUUACAUAGAGACAUAAAACCAGACAACAUUUUAAUAAUUUCAUGUGAUACAAAUUAUAAAGUAAAUGCAAAGUUGACUGAUUUUGGAUCAUCAAGAAAUGUCAAUAUGUUGAUGACUAACAUGAUUUUCACAAAGGGAGUUGGUACACCAAAAUACAUGGCACCCGAAAUACUAAACAGAAAAAAGUACACAAAAAGCGCUGACAUAUAUUCCUUUGGUUUAUCUGUGUUUGAAUGUAUAACAUGGAUAGAAGCAUAUUUGAAAAAACAAUUUAAGUUUGCAUGGGAUAUUGUCGACUUUGUUGUCAAUGGAAAACGCCCGAAUAAACCGUCCAACUUAAACGAUAACACAUACACAAUAGUAAACGAUAUGUAA